AUGCCCUAUCCGCUGCAGUCUAUCAGCCACCUCUCCCCUCUCAACCAGCAGCUCUUUGUCCAGUGGGGCUUCGGCGAGCGACAAACUCCCGCCUUUGGUUGCGUACACCACGCCUUCGAAUAUCAAGCCCUUACGCAGCCCGACGCGAUCGCCAUCGAGCACCUUGGUGUCUCAAUCUCAUACUCGGAGCUCGAUGCUUGCGCAAACAAUCUCGCCACUCGCCUUCGUCUCAUGGGUAUCUCGCCUGGGUCGCGCGUCUGUCUACUUAUGCAACGCGGUAUCCUGUUUGUCGUCGGCAUCCUAGCCGUGCUCAAGGCAGGUGGAGCGUAUGUUCCUCUUGACGGCAGUAUUGUCACGCAGUCUACGCUCGAACACGUCCUUCGCGAUGCGGACUGCUCUGUCGUCCUGGCCUUGGAUGAGUUCAGCCAUCGCGUCCCUGCAUCCAGCAGGAUGCUUGUCCUGGACAAAUCCACUCUGAACCCAGAUAAAGAUGAUUGUGCGAAACCAUUAGACCUCUCAAGCCCCAAUGACUCCAUUUACAUCAUCUACACCUCCGGAACGACUGGCGUGGCCAAAGGAGUCGAGGUGAAGCACUCUAACGUCACAAACUUGGUCCUGUUAGAACCCGGCAACGUGGGAAUGGCGCCCGGUCGUCGUGUAUCACAGCUCUUAAAUAUAGCCUUUGACAUGGCUGCCUGGGAAAUCCUGGGAUCCAUGUGCAAUGGAUGCACGCUAUUUAUUCGCGGUAAAUCGUCGAAGGAAUGGCGGGCAGUGAUGAAGACCGUGGACAUUGUAAUCGCUACUCCUAGUAUGAUGACCCCCCAUGAUCCGGCCGAUUAUCCUGAUAUUCGUGUAGUGGCCACAGCUGGAGAGGCUUGUCCUCAAGCUCUUGCUGAUCGAUGGGCUGAGCGUGGCACAUUCUACAAUUCAUGUGGCCCAACGGAAAUCACAAUCGUCAACACUGUUCACCCCCACGUGAAGGGAACACCUCUCAGCAUUGGAAGGCCGACACCCAAUAACAACGUCUACGUGCUCGAUGAGAACAUGAACCCUCUUCCUAUUGGCGAGGUCGGUAUUAUGUGGGCAGGUGGGGCGGGAAUCACUCGCGGGUACCUCAACCUUCCAGAGAAGACCGCUGAACGAUAUGUGAUGGACCCAUUUAUGGUCGAUGGGAGUUUCAUGUUUAACACUGGAGACUUGGGCCGGUGGUUGGAGAACGGAACUUUAGAGCCAUUGGGCCGGAUCGACGAUCAAGUCAAGAUCAAGGGCUUCCGAGUUGAAUUAGACGGCGUGGCCUCGGCCAUUCAGACGACCACAAGCGUCAGACUCGCCACUGCCCUGCUGAUAGGCUCAGAACUAUGGGGCUUUGUGGCACCUGCUACUGUCGAUUUGACUGCGGUGAUUACCGCGACGAACAAAGUUCAACCAUACUAUGCCGUUCCUACCCGAUGGAUGUUACUGGAGGACUUCCCGUACACUAGUAAUGGCAAAACCGACAAGCGAGCUCUUCGCCAGCUGGCCUUGAAUAAACUUGCCUCUGAAGCCACCAUGGUCCUCGACGAAAAGGAGAACGUUCCACCCAAGACCGUCGUCUCUGUCACGGACAAAGUCAUUUCUACAGUUUCCUCCGCUGUCCUCCCCAACCUCUCCCAAAGUAUCGUCGUGCCACCUCCGACUUAUCAAGGAUAUUCGCCUAUGAAGGAGACGAACGUUGACAUAGUCAUUCAGAGCCUUUCUGCCCUGGAAUCGAUGAACUACACGUCUCAGCAGUCGAACGAAGGCUCUUCCUCGAUUACUGCCUCGCCGUCGGUCACCGAGAAGGGCAAUGCAUGGGAUGGGUACGAGGACGAGGAGCUUCCCGACAAGACACAGGGCCCGGCCGUCAGAAACCUUCGCCAUCGCGUCUUCACACUUUAUCGCCGCCUAUUUGGGGUCGUCUUCGUCGCGAACGCCGCAAUAUUUAUAGCGACUGCCGUUGCUGGUCAAGCAAACGCGCAGAAGCUGGGGCUUAUCGUCGUGGCCAACCUCUUUUGCGCGAUUUUGAUGCGUCAAGAUUAUGUGAUCAAUGCUUUCUUCACGACUUUCUGUGCUGUCCCUACGUCGUGGCCAUUGUCGAUUCGAAGGGUCUGUGCGCGUGUAUACCAUAUUGGUGGAUUACACUCUGGCUGUGCCAUCUCCGGGGUGAUGUGGCUGGUCCUAUUCACCUAUCAAGCUACGAAAGAACUAUUGACUGGUGGUCCAACUUCCGUCGCCACCGUCAUUAUCACUUAUUGGAUAUUGUUAUUACUUCUUGGGAUCGUUACCCUCGCUUACCCACGAUUCCGAUCCCUUUACCAUGAUCGUUUCGAAAUGUCACAUCGUUUCUUGGGUUGGACGGCUACGGCCUUCGUUUGGUGUCAGGUUAUCCUCCUCACAAACGACUAUAGACUGCCGGGUCAAACACUCGGAAACGCUCUUUCGCAUGCUCCACCUUUCUGGCUUAUCUUGGUCAUCUCUUUCUCUAUCAUCCUUCCUUGGCUCAGACUCCGCAAAGUACCUGUCCGUGCAGAAGUUAUGUCUGGCCAUGCUGUCCGGCUUCACUUCGACUAUGUCACACCCGUCCCAGGCAGCUUCACCCGAAUCUCAAAAAGCCCUCUCCUGGAGUGGCACUCCUUCGCCACAGUCCCCGAGCCCGGAAAGAAAGGCUACUCCCUCGUCGUUUCUAAAGCGGGUGAUUGGACCAGCGACACAAUUGCCUCCCCGCAGAAGCAACUUUGGGUCCGCGGCGUCCCUACGUGUGGUGUCCUCCGCAUCGUUCCACUCUUCCGUCGUGUGGUCUUCGUGGCGACGGGUAGUGGCAUUGGACCAUGUGCGCCAUGCAUACUCGAGCAGCGCGUGCCGAUCAGACUGCUUUGGACUUCGCCUAAUGUUCGGAAGACGUUUGGGGAUUCGUUCGUUGAUUCGAUCUUGGACGCGUCUCCGAACGCUGUCAUUUACGACACUCGCGUGCACGGCAAACCGGACAUGGUGAAAUUGACGUACCGUCUAGUGAGAGAGUUCAACGCAGAGGCGGUCUGUGUAAUCUCGAACAAGAAACUGACGGAGAAGGUCGUUUAUGGGAUGAUGAGCAGGGGUAUUCCAGCCUUUGGAGCCAUUUGGGACUCGUAGAGCUCUUCGACGAUAAAUCCUUUCUCUUUUUGUCUCCCCGCCCUCUCUCUUCUCCCUCUUUCUUCUGGCUUCGGUGAGCCGUAAUCUUGCGUUCGACAAUGUUGUGGCUUUGUUGCGAAAAUAAGGGGCGUGAAGUAAUUGAAACAUUGUAUUGUAUACUGUAACGUGUAAUAUUUUCCUCU
Stereum hirsutum FP-91666 SS1 is the source of this 3329-nucleotide messenger RNA. Its product is annotated as nonribosomal peptide synthetase 12. The coding region runs from base 1 to 3147 and encodes 1048 amino acids. NCBI's taxonomy places the organism in Eukaryota, Fungi, Basidiomycota, Agaricomycetes, Russulales, Stereaceae. The record is from RefSeq and is a predicted model, not a curated record. The transcript has 17 exons.